UAUUGGUCUGUCAUUCAAAGAAGUCAAAAUGAUGAAUUUUCAUCUUGUACUUGCUUUGGUGUGUCUGGCGGGCAGUGCAAUGGCUGCCCACUGGCACCCCACCACAACAACACCGAAACCGAAGACACGUGCAGACCUAAUGCACGAGAAGAUGGAUGUCCUGGAGAAACUGAUGGAAACUGUUGCUAGGCAGAUCAUGCUUCAACAGCUGUACGUCAAUGAGCGGAUCCGGGGCGGCUACAACUCUGGUGUCAAGCAGAUCCGGUACACAAGGGAAGGACCAAGGCCGUAUUACGGCGACUCUCACUCGGGACAAUUAGCUGGGUCCAUUCAUGACCAUCCUGAUCAAUACCGGACGAUGGGACUUGGGGAACUGGAUGUCGUCCUCAAUGGCAUCGAUUUCAGAACAAGACACAACGACUACAAGCUCCAAAUGCCAGGCAACAACAAGAUUUUGAAUGCAGUGAAAGACGUACCCUUCCCGCCCGUUCCCGCCGCCGUAACUCGUCUGCAUACCGCUCAUGAACAAGAGGCGGAGAUGCGAGAGUGGUUCUCUGCCUGGCAGAAUCAGAACGAGACCCACAGACCAUACAAGAACCACUUCACGCCAGUCCUGUGCUACCUGGAGGGAUCCAUGAUGAAAGAUUUGCAAAAGUUGUAUGAGCCUUCCAAGACAAACGUACACCAUUUUGAUGCUUUGACACAAACCGAAAUGCUGCAGAAGAUCAGAUUUUCAGGAUACUCCGGCAUUCAAAGCAGCAGCCAAGACCUCGCCUACCUACCCCGCUAUGUCAUGAACGUUGUCAAUGGUACAAUAGAUCCUGCCCAAUGGAACUACCGAGUCGCCUGCCAUCCUCUCAGCGAGGACUUGCCACUGAAGAACCUCAAGCUGGUGGACGAUUUGAACGUUAGGAUGGCCAACUUGCUGACGUUUGAUGAAUACAGGAACAGCCCUGGAGCCAGGUUUGACCUCACUGAAAAGACGGACGAUCAAGACUUCGUCUAUGGGUUGUUGGACAAGGUCAUGCAAGAGAUCCCAGGGAAAGAAAAUUACGGCGCCCUUAUUCACGAUUCUUUCCUCAGAGAGACAGUCAAUGAAAUCAAGUUUGCUAACUUUACCCCACUCAACACGGCAUACUAUCACCGGUGGUACAAGGUUGAUGAUAAAGGGGCGAUGGGAGUGAAGAUUGUCCACAGGGGAUUUGCUGAUUCUUACUUCUUCAUUGCACAGACUACCCAUCACGAGGUGGCCAGCAUGACCCUCACAGAUUGUCAUAAGAACCCGACCACUCGGAAAACGGAGUGCGGUCCCAUUACAAGACGGUAUACUGCUGCUAUACCUCUUGAGAUAGUAUACCUAACCCCUCUACAUAACUGGAACCCCUACUCGAUCCAAUACAAGGGUGAUUACAGCACCAACUAUGCAAAAUCUGUCAUUGCCAACAAGAGGCAUGGUGGGAUGACCCAGGCCACUGCAUUUGAUGGCUCCAACAGCAUGCACUGGUAUCAUACACCUAAAGAGUUCUUUGACACAGCUGCUUUGGACAAGAACAACCAAGCCCAUAGCGUGGUGGGUGUUUUGGACUCAAAAGGAACUCCAAGAAUGGUAAUGGCAUCUGGAAUGCGCACCAUACUUCCGAAAAUCCCAGGAAUUGGUUCAGUGAGGGCUCGUUAUCCCAUUCUUCCAGUGCACGGUGAAGGAAUGAGUGUCUGGAAGGAACUGGAUGCUCUUAAGGACAUCACUAUGAAAAUACAGUCGAACACUGCAGCGUUUGAGAAGAACCCAGUCCAUGCUGGCAAGGCACCUGUGAUUGGCAAAGCACAGCCUAGUGUCCACUUCCUUGUUGGUCCAUCAGACAAAGCUCACGGCAAACACACCCACAGAAUUACCCUCACCUUUGCUCAGAUGGAGUCGCUUGGUGCUGGGCACACCGUCAGUGUCAAGACAUCCUACAACUCUGGGCACAGUCAUCAGGUUGAGAUCUACGUCAAGUCUGGUACCUCAGGCUUUCAGAUAAAGAAAUGCGAUGGCCACGCUGGAGCCUGUUCUGAUGGUCACCCCUUGACUCUCACUGUUAUCCAGAACUGAACGUUGAUCAGUCUAUUCAGGUGGCAAUAAACAUGAUCAUAUUUC
This is a messenger RNA of Haliotis rubra (blacklip abalone), 2134 nucleotides long. RefSeq lists its product as uncharacterized. NCBI's taxonomy places the organism in Eukaryota, Metazoa, Mollusca, Gastropoda, Lepetellida, Haliotidae. The record is from RefSeq and is a predicted model, not a curated record. The coding region runs from base 29 to 2089 and encodes 686 amino acids. The transcript has 4 exons.